AUGGCCUCAGCUUCCGAGCAGCCUGCACCUCCUGAAGUUCCAACAUCCAAGCCAGUGAUUACCAAGCCUCAACGACGGCCAAAGAGACCUAAUUAUAACCAUAUCCAUCGACAUCUUCUCCCUCUCGAAGUAUAUCCUUUGCCCGUCCUCAUCCCUCACAAUCCGCUUUCACUAGUCGCAAUCGCCCUCUCGUACCUAGCUCAAGCUAUUGCCCCGCCACGUCGACCAACCUACGAUGGUUACUUUUCCUCAGCAACAUCAUCCAUACACGUAACCGACCCAGACACAAUCUGCAAGCUUUGGGAAAUGGGCUUCUUCGGCAGAGGGAGUCUCAGUCGGAGUGAGCCAAAUUGGUUGGAGAACAGAAAAAUGAAGGGUAAGACGGCUGAGGAGAACACUGCAGCGAGGCGAGAGCAGCGCAGGCAGUUAAAGCAUGAACGAGCGAGAAAAGAACAGGAAGAGAUUGACCAUAAGCUUUCCGAGGAAUCGCAGCAGGGGCAUAAUGCCCGUGGCCAGGUAGACGGUACCAACGGACAUGUAUCACCGAACAAGCCUGAGCAGAAUGGCCGUCUGAACGAGCACUCAAAUCGGAUACCGGACGAGCAAAUGACUAUAAGUGAACGUCCACAACCCGCUGAGAUCAACGAACACAUCAACAGUAUUUCCAGGUUCAACGUUCUCAAGAACAAUGUGCAGAAUAUAAGCAACAUCGAUGGCGUGCUUGAGUCGGCUAGCGGCACCGCGACGCCCACGCCCGACGAUGACAAAUUAAAUGGGUCAAUAGAAGGGUUCGAAGAGUGGAGAAAAGCAGUCGAGACGAAUGGGCUGCCAACCCCUCCACCAACCUCGACGUGUUCGGAGACCAGUCAAGUUGACGCCCGACCCUCGGAACGCUUACGACGGACCAAGACAGUUCACUUCUCGCCAACUGUUGAGGCUAGAGAAUUCGAUCUGACCUCUCCAGUAAUCUCACCCAUCAAGUCCCCGGGUACCUCGCCCCUGGAAGAUGCAAAGCCGGUACCAGAAGCUCCCGUCGAGCAAGAAAAUCAAGAACACCUGAGCAUAUCCCUAGAAGAAGCAUUUUUUCUGUCCUACGGCUUAGGCGUGCUCAACGUAUAUUGUGAUGACAGCACCACCACCCUGCCGCCGACGUCGCUUCUUUCACUGUUCCGGAGACACUCAUAUCAUCCCCCACGAUCACUCUCCCUGCCCGCGGAGCCAGACGAUCCUUUCAUGAUUUCAUACGCUGUCUACCACCACUACCGCUCUCUGGGUUGGGUUGUGCGCUCCGGGGUGAAAUUCUCUACAGAUUACCUCUUAUACAACCGCGGGCCUGCGUUUUAUCACGCCGAGUUUGCAGUCGUCAUUGUUCCUUCAUAUACACAUCGAUAUUGGACCGAAUCGACAACCCCGGAAGAAAGAAAAGCGAUCGAACGGAAGAUGACCAAGAAAAACUGGUGGUGGCUGCAUGGAGUAAAUCGGGUACAAGCUCAGGUUCAUAAACAGCUGGUGCUGUGUUAUGUGGAUAUUCCGCCCCCGCUAAAAGGUGAGGCUAACCACAUAGCCAAGGUCAAGGAUGUUGAUAUCGGCGUGUUACUCUCGAAGUACAAAAUAAGGGAUGUCAAUGUCCGGAGGUGGACUCCGAACCGGAGCAGGGAUUGA
Messenger RNA from Cladophialophora yegresii CBS 114405, 1662 nucleotides. Its product is annotated as tRNA-intron endonuclease, archaea type. The record is from RefSeq and is a predicted model, not a curated record. Gene Ontology annotation, cellular component: tRNA-intron endonuclease complex. Gene Ontology annotation, molecular function: tRNA-intron lyase activity; nucleic acid binding. NCBI's taxonomy places the organism in Eukaryota, Fungi, Ascomycota, Eurotiomycetes, Chaetothyriales, Herpotrichiellaceae. The transcript has a single exon. Gene Ontology annotation, biological process: tRNA-type intron splice site recognition and cleavage; tRNA splicing, via endonucleolytic cleavage and ligation. Bases 1 to 1662 code for a protein of 553 amino acids.